CAGCUAAAUAUGGAACGCCCGCUGUGGCAAUCUUGUGAGUUAAGGCUGGGAUUCAAACUAACUUACUUACCUGGUUUGAGAUUCCUAUUCGCUCCCCAACUUUCUGGAUAACUAUUCCAUUGAGGAUCCGAAAAAAUGUCGAAGCAAACCGGGUUUGCGCCGUUCUGACCAGAUAAAAAUGGCGGGGGAAAGGAAAGUAUUCGGCUACCCCUCUUCAGAUAUCAUUUUUAUAUCCCUUCUCUUCUUUCUUUUCUGUUUUUCUUUUCUUUUGCUGCCGUUGAUGUCAGAUGUAUAUUUCAAUCCGUGCUUCCGCCCAAUUUUCAGCUCUUCUUUGACUUGCUAUCCUAUCAAUAUCAGACUGGUUUUAACAAUAGGGAUAUGUACCUAUCUUGAUCGCUAAAGUUAUAAUGAACGACACAACAUUAGUAAACCCUUCCCAUACAGGCUCUUAAUCUUGUAUAAACAUAUCUGCCGUUCAGCUGUCGUUCAAACCUUCCCCCUAAACGAGUGCGAGCGCGCAUACAUGCCCCGCCCCUUGCGAGCGGGUGAUGCUGUCGCCGAAUUCAAUUCCACGGCACCUCCGCCGACCGGGCGAUGAUGGAUAUCGCACGCCUACAAUCGAGGAUGUCGAGGAAGUCGACUCCGAAUUCCCAUUCCCAGAGCAAUUGCUCUGCGUCCCAACAUCGCAGUCAGACAUUCCCGUUUCUCCCGUCCUUGAACGGCUUCGCUCCCGCGCAUCCCAACGGACCAAUACUUCGAGAAACAGCGCCGCACACGAUGCCACGGCCGCUGGGACAGAACUUAAUGAGGUUAAGUCGGACAACGGGGCCAACGGCUUCAAUAGUUUCGAUGACGAUGUUUCUUCGUUACUGGAGCUGUCCUGGAAAGAAAGAAUUCGACAUUUUACAUGGGCUUUUUUCACGCUUACGAUGGCGACUGGGGGGUUGGCAAAUGUGGUAUAUUUUAUUCCAUACCGCUUCCCCGGCCUGGAUAAAAUAGGCAUCGUAAUAAUGCUCAUCAAUAUUGUCUUGUACUGCUGCAUCUGGGGCCUGCUUCUCACGCGGUUCUAUCAUUACCCAUAUACAUUCAAAGCAUCCUUCAUGCAUCCCACGGAGUCUCUAUUCGUUCCUGCGGCGAUCGUCUCGUUCGGAACCAUUCUCAUCAACAUCUCACAAUAUGGCCCUCCAAGAACUGGUGAAUGGCUGGAUACGACUACCUGGAUCCUAUUCUGGUUCAACGCUACUCUGGCCGUGAUGUUUUCCGCCGGCAUAUACCUGACCAUAUGGUCAACACAAACCUUCACAAUCGCCCAAAUGACACCCAUAUGGAUAUUUCCCGCGUACCCGAUGCUGAUCAUCGGAUCACACGCCGCCGUUUUAAGCGGCACAUUAUCCCAGAGACGGGCUCUCCACAUCAUAGUCGGCGGCACAACCAUCCAGGGCGUCGGCUUCCUCGUCUCAUUGACAGUGUACUCAGCAUUCAUAUACAGGCUGAUGACGCAGAAGCUGCCCAAAGAAAACCUGCGGCCGGGUAUGUUUGUCUCCGUGGGGCCGAGCGCGUUCACGGUUGCUGGCUUGGUGGGCAUGGCGAGCAAUGCGGAACGGGCGUUCCCGCCGCAUUUCAUGGGUGAUGGCCCAUUGGCGGCAAUGGUUAUUCGGUUCGUGGCGAAUUUUGCCGCGUUGUGGCUUUGGGGUCUCGCUAUCUUCUUCUUCAUCAUCGCUACCUUCGGCCAUUGGUCAGCCGUCAGCCGCGGUCGCAUGAUCUUCUCCAUGACCUGGUACUCAUUCGUCUUCCCCAACACGGCGCUGGUGACAGCCACCUUCGCCAUCGGCAAGGCAUUCGAAUGUCCGGAGAUCGAGAUCGCAGGCUGUGUGAUGACCGUGUUGCUACUGAUGAUUUAUUGUUUUGUCACGGCCAUGAUGGUCCGGGCAGUGGUGUUGCGCCAUAUUUUGUGGCCGCGGAAGGGAGAGGAUAAGGAUGAGGGUGGAUUUAAGAUUAGGGAGAUUCAACCUGCUGUGCCGCCAAUGGUGAGUGGGUGAGUUACUGGUAGUCAAUUGUUGGGACUGAGAGGAGGUUGGCAAGUUUUGGUUGGAAUAUUUUCUUUUUUGAGGCUUUUUUGAAGUAGAUUAUCUGAUUCUGUGAUACCCCCUUACGACCUUGAUUUACUUUGUUGCUUUCUCUUGACCUGCCUUCUUGGUUAGUUAUAUAUACAUAUGUGUGUGUAUUUUUUAUGAUCUUCUGUUGAAUAUAUGGAGACAAAACAGGCGGAGGGAAAAAUUGCGAUGCAAAUACAACCAAAGAUAUAAUCCAUCACAACAUUUAGCAUCGGCAUCGGGGAAUAUAGAAUAUGCAAAAUUUAAAUAGAAAUUGGCUUCAUCACGUCAAAAAAACAAAUGCCAGAUCAUACCCCUAAAC
Molecule: messenger RNA, 2415 nt
Organism: Blastomyces dermatitidis ER-3
Lineage: Eukaryota; Fungi; Ascomycota; Eurotiomycetes; Onygenales; Ajellomycetaceae
Product: C4-dicarboxylate transporter
Exons: 4
Coding region: 549-2039 (496 amino acids)
Biological process (GO): malate transmembrane transport
Cellular component (GO): membrane
Molecular function (GO): malate transmembrane transporter activity
Source: RefSeq, a predicted model, not a curated record